AUUCGGCAUGGUCUUUGGGUGCCUUAUAUUAAGUGUAUUAACCACAAUUAAACAAUUCAAUGCUUGGGCGAGUACCGUCCUUUUUUAUGUAGAAAUUUUGAUGGUAAUAUGGCUCAUGAUUGAAUACGUACUCAGGAUGUGGUCAGCAGGCUGUAGGUCCCGCUACCAGGAAUGGAGUGGGAGACUCAAGUUUGCUCGACGACCUUUUUGUAUUAUAGAUAUAGUAGUUAUAAUGGCCAGUAUAGCGGUGCUGUCCGUAGGAGUUAACAACCAAGUGUUUGCCACGUCCGCUCUGCGUGGACUUCGAUUCUUCCAGAUUCUGCGUAUGGUCAGAAUGGACAGAAGAGGAGGGUCUUGGAAACUGCUAGGCUCAGUUGUAUGGGCUCAUAGACAAGAAUUGUUCACAACAGUGUAUAUAGGCUUCCUAGGCUUAAUCUUCUCGUCAUUCCUCAUAUAUCUAGUCGAGAAAGAUGAAAACCCAGACAAAUUUGGUAGCUAUGCAGAUGCUCUCUGGUGGGGUGUGAUUACCCUCUGUACUGUUGGGUAUGGGGAUACAGUUCCGACCACACCAGUAGGCAAAAUCAUUGCAGCAUUUUGUGCCGUGGCUGGCAUCUCAUUUUUUGCUCUUCCUGCUGGUAUCCUCGGCUCAGGGUUUGCUCUAAAGGUUCAACAGCAGCAGCGACAGAAACAUUUAAUACGCCGGCGCGUUCCUGCUGCAACGCUUAUACAAUGCUUAUGGCGGGUGUACGCCGCCGAUCCAAACUCAAUGUCAGUAGCCACUUGGAAACCCCACAUGAGGCCUUGCCCAAGUCCAACAGGGGAGAGGGACAGAUUCAAACACAAUUCUUCCUUUGUCAGUCGCUUCUCUGCUAAACGUAAGAAUCGACCAGAGGGUGCCAAUCACCUAGGUCCCCAUUCUCCAUCAACUACAAGGUCAAGUCUUAGGUCAAAAAAUGGUAGCGCGGAGUCGGAGUUUGGGGAUUCCAACGAAGCGUUGAACAGGAGUCACUUAAGUUUGGCUAUGGGACCUGCUGGAGCUACACCACCUCAACCCGACUUCGCACCAAUGAGGAAAGAAAAUUCAUUAUCAUCACUUAAUAAACGACUUGGUAUGGAGGAAGAAGAUGAUGAAGACAAUCCACCACCUGUAACAGAACUGACAGAACAGCAUAAAAACGCAAUUAGAUCACUUAGAAAAAUAAAAUAUUUUGUUGCUAGAAAAAAGUUCAAAGAAGCAUUCAAACCAUAUGAUGUCAAAGAUGUAAUAGAGCAGUAUUCAGCCGGUCAUGUAGAUAUGCUAGCUAGGAUAAAAAAUUUACAACAAAGGUUAGACCAAAUACUUGGUAGAGCUGGAACCAAGGACAAAGAUGUAUAUGAAUCAAAGCUGAGUUUAGCAUCUAGAAUAGUCAAAGUAGAGCGAUCUGUGGAUGAUAUAGAGACUAAAAUAGACUUGUUAAUGGAUAUGUACAAAGAAGAUAGAUUAACUUGGCAACAAAGACUACAAUCUCUCCCUAUCUCAAUUAAACCACCCCCUCCAGGAGGAGGAGGUAAUGGGGACCCUAAAAUUCAACCAAUCUUAAUCAACAGAGCUCCAUUUAGUGAGCCAAACACACCCACCAUUAAAACACCUGCUAAACCUAUGCAGCGAAACUAUAGUGAUCUUGGACCUCGAGUGAAAAAACGGGUAACAUACAGAUGUCUCUCAGAGGGACGGGAAGGUAUGCAGAGUCGCUUGCGGAGUGCCAUGCAAAAUUAUGACCUGGGCUUUCACGAGGAGCAGGCCGAGGAGACUGCCGGGAGUAGUACUCUUGUGGCCAGCCAGGAAAAACACCCUCUUGCUCUACAUCCCGAAGACACUCAUUCCUCCUCUGGUUCUGAAAGUCCUAGCAGUAUCUUAAGUGAAAUAACCAACAAUGAAAACGAGGAUUUUGAUGAUCCUCGAGAUCAUGAACCUCUUACUCGGACACCCAAUGAUAUAUUUGCAUUUGCAAAAGAGGAUAUUGGUGCUCAUGCGACUCCCCCAAGGCGGCAUAGUUCAGCGUCUACAUGCACUGGCGGGGGAAGUGACCAAGAUGAGGGACUUACCAUGAUUGCACCUAUUACUGAAGACAAAACCAGUGUUCAUUUGGAGGAUGAAACGUUCAAUAUGCAAGAAAGUCAGCUCCUAAUGAGACCUGAAGUUCUCAAAUUACGCCGAAAAACGUUUUGUUAAUGCAUUCUAAUCUUGUAUUGUUAGAUUUUUGUUUCUACAAGAUUGUCAAAUUUUGAUUGUUAUAAACUAUUCAUUAUAUAUUAUACAUAUUGUUAUUACAUAUUUGUGAUAUGUGAAGUUUGUUAUAAAUUCUAGUUCAAUAAAAUGGCAGUGCCAUUAUGUUGCUAUAAAUUCUAGAUAUAUAUCUUAAGCCCUCUCUCAUUUACUUGUCUUCAUCGUGUCUUGCUUUCACUAUACUCGGUGGAUAGGUUUAUUUUGGCUGUUAAAACUUGUACUUCCCAUAAACCAUAUUAUAUAUAUAGACAUACAUACACACAACAUAACUCUCCGAGAUAUAGGCAACCAGAAAUGCAAUUUUGGGCCACGUCUUCUGUAUGUUUAUGUCGGAUGGUGUUAAAAUGGCAUUAAUAAAUCCGGCCUGUUUUAGUUGAGGGUUUCAACAUUUUAUCAUUCACGCAUAAACAGGCAUUGAGACCAUAUCCAAUAUGAAAUUUCGGUUGCCGAACAUUUGGAAGGGACGUACAUGAUAGUGCAUCCAUUGUGCUGUCACAAUUAUCUGGCGUUUUGAUUUAAUAAUUGAUGAAAAUAAAUGCCAAUAAUCUACCUCUUAAUCAGGGUUGCCGUAUGCUACACAUAGCUUUCCAUGUACCUUUGUAGACAGUACAUAUAAAUACUCCAGCAUCUUGAUGUUACGAAUCCAACGAUAUACUGAAGAUAACAAGUGCGCAGAUAUCAGACAAUCAUAUUAUUGAAAUGUAAUUAGUUUCCAUUAGAUUUUGUAUCAGAAUGGGCUGUCUUGCGAAUUGAUUUGUUCCAAAUAAAAGAAAAGUAUUUACAUAUUUAAGAGAGUCUUAAAAUAUAUCGUUAAUCCAGAUAUAUGAUGUGGUAAUCUAAACAUCAUUUUAGCGUUUCUUUAUGUGUGUGCAAGAACAAAGCAUUAAAGUCAUAGCAGACAUACAUGUAUAAUAGCCAACCUGAAUGUAGGACGAAAUGUCUGAAAUUGUUCAACUUUGUUUGCAAUGUUAGUGUAUCCUAGUAAAAGAUUGGUAAAACCAGGUCAUUUGACUGUGAUGUAUUGCCUUGGUAUUUUCUUCAUUCUAGUUAUAGCGUAUAUUGAUCAUCAGUUUACUCAAAUAUGAACUUCUGAUCGUCAGAUAUAUGUGAUAUUUAUAAUCAUGAUAUCACCAUGUACUGAUAAUGUGCAAUCAGGGAAGCAUCAUUUUGAUAACCAGGUGACCUCUGGUAGAAUAUGAAGUAUUUCAAAUUGUUGAACUUAGUUAACUGUUGUUAAAAUAAGAAUAAAACGUUUAUUGAACAUGUCAUAGAAAAUUUCAUACUGUCAAUGAUAAGGGUCGAUGAGUAUCUAAAAUAGUAUUGUGUAAUGCUAAAAUUUUGACCUGGUGAUAUUUUUACGAUUGAUCAGAUGUGAAGGUUCUGGGCGACUAUGUGAUAUUCAGUGAUAUUCUGGAUUAUGCCUCGCACUGCAAAAUGAUUGGUAGUUUGGCCAUCUUUAGUUUGAUCUCUCGUUUCUUCUCACACUUUUAAGUGCUAGGAAAAUUCA
This is a messenger RNA of Owenia fusiformis, 3773 nucleotides long. NCBI's taxonomy places the organism in Eukaryota, Metazoa, Annelida, Polychaeta, Sabellida, Oweniidae. The record is from the annotation of a GenBank genome assembly.